CUUCUUCUUGUUCGCUUACCACAUGCCUGGCGUCAAGAGAACCGCUGCUGGUCGCCCACGCCGCAGCACUCGCAAUACUACUGCUGCUGCUGCUGCUUCUAAUGCUUCUUUUGAUGCUGCUGCUGCUGCGAGUGAUGAUGCAGAAGGCGAGGUGAUCUCCGUCUCGAGCUCGUCCGCGGCGGGAUCGUCGGAGGUUGUCUCGGCUGCUGACGAGGACGAGGACGACCACGCAACCCGCCCGAAGCGCGCGCGUCGUGUCGCUGCUGCUCGUGGCAGUACAAGUACGAUUGGCGACAGUCCGGUUGCCACCCGUCAACCAGCUCUCGCACCUGCAGCUGCAGCGGCGGCGGCUGCAGCAAUCGCCACAAGGCGAGUCCCAGCACCGCGCACAGCGAAACCAAUCCCUGCGUCACUCCUCGUUGACGACGAGUCGAACAGCGACGAAGAUGACUUUAUGCCUUCGUCAGCCUCAGGCUCGCAAGCUUCCCAGCCAACCCCGAUGCGCGGUAUGGCAUCCUCAUCGCCGGGUGUGACUCCCGCUCGCCGUUUCGCACACAAGUCUACCGAUGUCCUGAAUGCGGAUGUCAACAAUCAAGCCAUGCAUGUGGAUGAUGAUGAUGAUGAUGAUGACGAUGAUUGGAGCGCUCUCGCAUCUCCGAUUCAAGGCGCUAAAUUGGCACGUCCGACUCGCGCACGUCGCGCGACACGCAACUCCAACUCCAACUCCACCCCCGCUCGGAAAAGGUUUGGCCGUGCUGUUUCGAGCGACAGUGAUGAUGGGUCCUUCCACCAACAGUGAUGCUGUGGAGUCCAUCAGCUCAGACACGGCCAGCUCCAUGAGUGAUGGCAGUGAAUCGGACGUUGAGGAGGAAACAGAGGACUUGCUCGAGGAUGAUUCGACAACCACCGCCUCCACCACCGCACCAACCCCGCCGACACCUGCGACGCCGAGUCCGACAGCUGCGACUCUGAAUCGACGUCGGCAGCCUCGUGGCCGAGGUGGCCGUGCGGCCGGUGUCUCGAGCACCGAUCUGCAUCCUGUCGACCCGAACACCAACGAAGUUGUCGACACACAUCUAUCCGUCCUCGAAAAGCGGUACCGUAGAUUCCUUGAUAAUCGCCAUGAGAGAAUCUACCUCGUCCAUCCCGAACUGCGAACGGUUUGGACGGAUUUGGACGCGCGAAUUGCCAAGCGCGCUGCGUUGGUUCCGGAAGCGGCAGUGGUCGCGCCAGCCGACAAGGACGGGCCCGCUGGACCUCCGCGCAUGGCUGCUCCGCCCACCCUCUUGUUGCGCCUCCUGCCCUUCCAGGAGGAGAGUCUUGCCUGGCUUCUGGCUCAAGAGGCGUCGGAUUUGAAAGGCGGCAUUCUUGCAGACGAAAUGGGUAUGGGCAAGACCAUCCAAAUCAUCUCCAUGCUGCUCGCCAGCGACAAGCACCCCGGCCACCCCACGCUUAUUAUUACGCCGACUGUGGCCAUGUUGCAAUGGCUGUCUGAGCUCACCAAGCACACUGCACCCGGCACUCUGGCGGUGCACGUGCACCACAAAAAGACGGGCCGGGUCACUGAUGCUGCCGACCUUGCGCGGUUUGAUGUGGUGCUGACGACGUACGCGCUCCUGGAAGGGGAUUUCCGUCGCUCCACCUACGGCUCUGUUCGGAAGGCUGGCAAGGUGAUUGAGCCGUCCGUCCUGCAAAAUGUCGAGUGGCAUCGCGUGGUGCUGGACGAAGCGCAUUGCAUCAAAGACCGCUCCUGUAGCACCUCGCGUGCCGCGUUUGCCUUAAAGUCCACCGUUCGCUGGUCGCUGACGGGCACUCCCCUUCAAAACCGGGUUGGCGAGCUGUACUCGCUCAUUCGCUUCAUGCGUCUCGAUCCCUUCUCCUACUACUUUUGCACACAAUGCUCCUGCAAGUCCCUCAACUGGAGCUUUGCAGGCCAGAGGUCUUGCACAGAUUGCGGCCACCGUCCCAUGGAUCAUUUCUGCUGGUGGAACUCGGAAGUCCUCAAGCCAAUUCAGCGUUAUGGCGGGUUUGGUCCUGGCCGGGUUGCCUUUGAGCAGCUCGGGCGACUCAUGAACCUGUGCAUGCUGCGCCGCACCAAGCUUGAACGAGCUGCAGAUCUCGGCUUGCCGCCUCGAAUUGUCGUGACACGCCGAGACAUGUUUAACGAGGAGGAGGAAGACUUUUACCAAAGCCUGUACAAGGAAUCCAAGACGCGCUUCCAGACUUAUGUCGAUGCUGGCACAGUGCUUUCAAACUAUGCGCAUGUGUUUGAGCUACUGACCAAAAUGAGACAAGCGGCCAACCACCCCUACCUCGUCAAGCUCAACAUGGCACCAUCCGCAACCACUGCAGCAGAUUCCAUGCAAGUGUUGGUUUGCGGAAUUUGUCACGAAGAAGCGGAAGAUGCCAUUGUUGCCGCAUCCUGUCGGCACGUCUUUUGCCGGGAAGAUAUGCACCUGUAUCUGUCCUCCAGCGGUGUCGACAAGCCUCAGUGUCCCGUUUGCUUCCGCCCCUUGACGGUGGACAUGAACCAGCCGACAUUUGAACCCCCAAACCCGACUGGUGGCACUGCAGCAAGGAAGAAACCCUCCAUCAUCAACCGCAUGGUGUUGGACCGUUGGCGCAGCAGCACCAAGAUCGAGGCUCUCUUGGAGGAGCUGUAUCGGCUUCGCGCCGAUGACAAGAGCAUCAAGAGUAUCGUAUUUUCACAGUAUGUGAACUUUCUCGACCUUGUGGAAUGGAGAUUGCUCAAGGGUGGCAUUCGUUGCGUGAAACUGGAUGGCCGCAUGUCGCCGGAGCAACGAGAUAACGUCAUCAAGGCCUUCUCGACAAACCCGCAAAUCACUGUUUUCCUCGUUUCACUCAAGGUAAACCCCGCCGAGUGA
Molecule: messenger RNA, 2885 nt
Organism: Capsaspora owczarzaki ATCC 30864
Lineage: Eukaryota; Filasterea; Ministeriida; Capsasporidae
Product: DNA repair protein RAD16
Exons: 6
Coding region: 576-2885 (769 amino acids)
Molecular function (GO): metal ion binding; ATP-dependent chromatin remodeler activity; ATP binding
Source: RefSeq, a predicted model, not a curated record